CAUAUAUGGUUUAUGAUUGUUUAUUUUCCAUUCAGUACUAAAUAGAAUUCUCUAUUAUAGAUUCAUAACGACAAUGGAAUGAAUGAAGUAAAACCGUGUGCAUUUUAUGAGCGUAAAAGUUCAGUUUAUUCGUGAUAUUCCAUCUGACAGCGAGGAUUCGGAACUAUCAGAUGACGAGGAUCAAGUAGGAACGCCAAUAUCAACGAAUAAUUUGGGUAGGCAAGACUUGCAAGACACUGAUUCAGAUCCAAAUGAUAUACCUCUCGCGCAACUAUUUCAUCUUCCACCAAGUUUUUCUUCUCCAAGACUGAUGAUAAUAUAACGUGGAAGCCGCCAAGAAUCAUAAGAGAUUCUCAAGAAAAUACAUUUCUUGGAAACAGUGAUCUUCCAGAAGAUAUCUUGCAGUUGCGAGGUGCAUACAGUUUGUUCAAAUUUUUUUUCACAGAUGAAUUUCUUGCCCAGUGCACAGAUGAGACCUAACAAACCACUGACCACGGAUAUAAAAGAAAUAGAGCAGUUUUUAGGAGUAAUUGUAAAUGAAGUGCGACAAAAGAGCUAUUCACUUAUGCUUUAAUGUGACGAAUAAUUAUUUUAAAGAAUUGCAAUGCCAUUGAAAGGUCUGUUUUUUAUCAAAAUAUAAAUAUGUACUUAUCUUUAAACGCAUGAUGUUCCC
This is a messenger RNA of Acanthoscelides obtectus, 673 nucleotides long. Lineage: Eukaryota; Metazoa; Arthropoda; Insecta; Coleoptera; Chrysomelidae. The record is from the annotation of a GenBank genome assembly.